Messenger RNA from Scatophagus argus, 1696 nucleotides. RefSeq names its product transmembrane protein 45a (gene tmem45a). Bases 284 to 1117 code for a protein of 277 amino acids. NCBI's taxonomy places the organism in Eukaryota, Metazoa, Chordata, Actinopteri, Scatophagidae. The record is from RefSeq and is a predicted model, not a curated record. The transcript has 6 exons.
AUUGGGAGUAAAACCCUAAAGUGUUUAGAGUCGGAAAAAUUAAGAAAAAAGGCUUGUGGUGUUUUUUUGGACGCUGCGGCGACGCGGAGGAGUUCUGGUGUUUAUGUUUACUUCGUGUCUCGUCGAGGAGCAGAGCGGAUAUCUCUCGUAUUUACCACGGGAAAAAUGAUCCGUGCAAUGAGAAAAUGAGGAUGUUUUGAUUUUUUUUUCUUUUUUUUUUUUGGCUGAAUACACUGAGCAACUUUUCAUCUCCAGGAUCAAACUUACUUGGGUGUCGUGAGUCAUGGGAAGCUUCAAGGGCCACGCGCUCCCUGGAAGCUUUUUCCUGGUAGCUGGGAUCUGGUGGACAGGAAAAUACUCUCUCUGGCACGCCACCCGCAGGAACAAGAACAUAGGUUCCAGUCGGCUGGCCAGCAGAGCCUUACAGCGCCGCCUGGAGAUCAUCGAAAGCUCUGUCAUACUCUUCUUCUCUUUUGUUGGGAUGCUGGCAGAGCAGUUUGUGGCAAAUGGACCAAGACUCCAGUUGUAUGACUUUGCAGAGAAACACUGGGAAGAUCUGAUGAACUGGCAACAUUCCACCAUGUAUCUGUUCUUUGGCCUGGCUGGGACGGUCUCUCUGAUCAUCCACAGCACAGAGGCUGCUCCACUGGCACUGGAUAGGUUAAUGCUGGCUAUUGCUUUCUUUAAUGAAGGAUUUCUUUUCCUCUAUCAUCUCCAUGGCAGGAGCAUGCUGGACGUCCAUGUACAUCAGCUGCUUCUCUAUGCUGUCUUUGGCACUGCUCUUAUUGCCUUUCUGGAGGUCUUCCACAGAGGUAACAUCCUUCUGGAGCUGCUGCGCUGCACCCUCACCCUCCUGCAGGGAAGCUGGUUCUGGCAGAUUGGCUUUGUGCUGUAUCCUCCCCGUGGCCCUGACUGGGACCUAAAGGAUCAUAACAAUGUGAUGUUCAUCACCAUGUGUUACUCCUGGCACCUCGCCUUCGCCAUGCUCGUUGUGAGCGUACUCUAUUGCACCGUCAGCUGUGUGGUUCGCUCCAGACUGAAGAGGACUCCUCCAAUGGAAAUGGGACUUCUGAAGCCCAGAGAGAGGGAUCCAGAGUCAGAAGAUGAGAUUUUAUGAAGAGGACUGUUGUACACCCACUCAAGUACAUCACAAUUAAAUCAGGGAUAUGAUGUUAGCAGUUCCAGCAUUAGGAUAACUAGAAGCAAAGCAUGCAGACAGAGAAGGGAUAAGGACGUGUUUCUGGAUGCUUUACAAAUAUAUCUCUACCUCUGCCUUAUUUAAUCAAAUGUAAACCCCAAUAAGCCUUACUCUCAUUGUUAAUUGCUAUUUAUUUUACUGUGGCCUAAGUCUUUUCAUGUAGUCUGCCAUAUCAUUUUCUUCACUAUUCAUUUGCACACUCAUGAACUCAUAAGGGAAAACUUUUUGUUGUUUGCAUGUUUCUCAUUUGACUCACCAAACUUUUCUUGUCAGACAUGUUGGUGUCCAGUAGUGGCAACUCAUGGUGAAAACAGUCAUCAUCAUCAUCAUCAUACAACAUAUUUAACUUGAAUGCAUGCAUUUUAAGUGGCUUUUUUGUUUCAUAAUAUAAGGACAUAGAGUUAUCACCUGAAUCUAACAGAACUACCAAAAAACACAAAUGUUAUUAAAGUUGUUUAGAUUUUUCUGUAUGACAUAAUUACACGUUAUUAUGGUUGC